Molecule: messenger RNA, 1107 nt
Organism: Medioppia subpectinata
Lineage: Eukaryota; Metazoa; Arthropoda; Arachnida; Sarcoptiformes; Oppiidae
Source: the annotation of a GenBank genome assembly
GCCAACUUUAUCACCCACUCAAAUAGGCUACGGCUUAGGUUCGCCACACAUUCGCAUAGCGGGUACAGCGCCGGCAAAAGAGGGUUCAAGAUAUCGUACAAGACUAAAGUGUGGGAUACAAACACUGAGUUCCUAUUGGCCGCUCACAACGCUAUCGCGAGGGUCCGCUCAAACCGGACCAAAACCAUAGCGUUUAACGGACACCGGGUGUCACAUCUCAUUGACCACGACAUGGGGCGCCACCGAGUAAUCUGGUUUGACCGGCAAAAGCACCGCUUUGUCUACAUGAUAACAUCUGGCAACUCUACCACAACCACUGGUCAACAACAACAGCGGGAAGUCUACGCGGGCGCCGCCGGACGGCCAAACAGUCUGGCCGUCGACUGGAUCCGAGACCGGCUCUAUUGGCUGGACAUCAUGUCUAAGACAAUCAAACUCUUGGAUUUUGCUGAUCCCAAGACACAGGUGUAUACCGUGUGCGACGCCGGCGGCGAUAAUCCCCGCGAUCUGGUACUGAACGUUGCCGUCCGGGCACUGGUCUGGAGUACAAUCGGCACAUCACCCCAACUGAUCCAAUCGCAACUCGACGGCAGUAAUCAGACAGCGCUGUACGACUCCGGACGACAGGCCUAUCAUCUGACGGUCGACUAUCAACGGCGGCGGUACUUCUUCGUGGACAUCGAUGACUGGUUUCUGUAUUCAAUUGACUUUUUGGGAUCAGACGAACGGAUGUACAUAAAGUCAAGGGAGUUCUUCGACGCCGUGCACACAAUGUUCGCCCUAAACGGUGACCUAUACCUGGCCAACGAGCACAUGGUGUACAAAAUACCCGAGAUUGAGCUCCGGAUCGAGAGCGUACAGGUGCUCUACAAGAGUCACCGCUUUAAUGUGACCACAACUGGUCAGACCGGUUGGUCACCGACGGUGGUAGUGGUCGCCGACCAGUCCGUUGAUAUCGAUCGCCAAGAGAUUAAUGGUUUCCGUAUUGCGGAUCCGGCGUUACAGCCGAUGGUCAAUGACUCGGCCAGCGAUGGCUGUCUAUUGGCCACCAAUUGCCCGAACCUAUGCCUACCGGCCGCUGGUCUGGAAUACAGGUGUCUGACACCC